Molecule: messenger RNA, 1350 nt
Organism: Solenopsis invicta (red fire ant)
Lineage: Eukaryota; Metazoa; Arthropoda; Insecta; Hymenoptera; Formicidae
Exons: 3
Coding region: 1-1350 (449 amino acids)
Molecular function (GO): nucleic acid binding; RNA-DNA hybrid ribonuclease activity
Source: RefSeq, a predicted model, not a curated record
AUGCCGUUCACCAAUAGAAGGAAGCUGCAUCUCACGGCACCCAUGGUAGACGGUACUAGAGUCGGUCACACAACAGAAGUGAAAUACCUCGGAGCACUUCACACCUGCCGCAGGCUCUUCGGCAGGAAUUGGGGCCCUCUAACGCCAAAUAUGAUCCACUGGUCAUACACUGCCAUAAUCAGACCCAUGGUCACCUAUGCUGCCGUGGUAUGGUUGCCUAAAACUAAACAGAGGACGGCGCAGCAACAACUGCAAAAGAUACAGAGGCUUGCCUGCCUUAGUAUCACGGGAGCUAUAAAAACCUGCCCGACAGCAGCCACGGAGGCCCUACUGGACGUGCUCCCCCUCCAUCUACAGUCGAACCGGCCAUAUGAGUAUCCUCAUGACGGAAGAUUUGAACGACAUAGCUCUACUCCCUACGGACUCGAUGAAGAUCAUAUUCAACCUCGAGCACAACUACGAAGCUGUCUAUACAGACAGAGGGACGUGGGCAUGGGAAGGGCCCCUUUCAAAAGGGAUGCGCUACAGUGGUAUACCGACGGAUCCAAAGCAGCCACAGGAAAUGUGGGAGUCGACAUCAGCGGGCCCAAUUGCCGCUUAUCGAUCUCCCUGGGCAAGACGCCUUCUGUCUUCCAAGCAGAAGUGUACGCUAUCAACUCCUGCGUCUCUAUCAACCUGAACAAAGAUCUGAAAGGCGCAACCUUAGAUAUCCUAACAGAUAGCCGAGCAGCGCUAAGGGCCCACACGUGCGACUCUUUUCUGGUCUGGGACUGCAUUACUAACCUCAUGCACCUGGCCGGAGACAAUCAAGUCACACUGUGGUGGAUCCCUCGUUAUGAGGGCAUCAAAGGCAAUGUAGAGGCAGACAAACUUGCCAAAAAAGGAGCGAGCACGCUCCCUAUAGGGCCGGAGCCCUGGUGUGGAGUGACUGCCAGCUACAUCAAAAAACUAAUACGUAACUGGGAAGAGAGGCAAAAGUCCUCUUACUGUAGCGGCACGACAGGGCUUGCCCAAGCCAAGAAAUUUAUUUUAUAUACGCCGCAAAUAACUAGGGACGCACUGUCCUUAACCAAAGGGGACCUAGCUAUCCUCGUAGGCCUACUUUCAGGACACUGCCAACACAGAUACUACCUCAGCAUAAUCGGCAAGGCUGAGGACGAUGGAUGCCGAUUCUGUAUGGAGUCGGCCAAGAUAGCUGAACAUAUAAUGUACAGCUGCCCGGCCAUCGGCCACCUCAGACAGAAAUUCAUGGAAGAGUCACUCGUUACUCCUGAUCAAAUUAGGGUUCUUGAGCCUAGGCAGGUCGCGUGGCAUUCUACAAGAGCUUCGACCUGGUCCGAACCUGAGUAA